AACACUUCCCGUGCCUUCUCCUCCGCCACAUCAUCCACAAGCUCCUCGUACAUCUCGCUCAACCCAAAGGCGCCCUCGAGCAGCAUGCGUAUCCCCAUGGCCACGCCCCGCAGACCGCGCUCCAACACUGCGAACUCGUCGACCUCGGUGGCGUCGUUCGUGUCGCAGAGCUCCUUGCACAGCUGCGCUUCGUACAGCAGCCUGCGCAGCCGGUCGCCGAGUCGGGAGAGGAGGGGAGUGAUAGAAGAUGGGUGGACGCCUGUGGAAGAGUACUUCUAGACGCAGGACGGCCCGUCUGCGAUGACCACGACUCCGACUUGGAUUGCUCACGACUUUACAUCCUACGCUCUCUUCCCGCUUCUUGUAUAUUCGACUUGCCCGCUAAGCUGUCUUUCGCUUCUUGUCUAUUCUUUCUCCAACCUCCAGACACUCUUUUGCCCUUACGUUACGACCUCCAGACACUCUUUUGUCCCUACGUUACGGCCUCCAGACACUGCCUUCUUGUACAUACAUUCUCUCGACACAGUCACUACCGCAUUUUUUGGAUCUUGGAAAAUCUCUCCUUUCCUUUUGGCCGCUCAUUUGCACCCUCACCCUCCAUCAUAUAGCUUUCAUGUACAUUCUUUCGCUUUAUCCAACCGCUCAUGCACACAACUUCAUUCUUUCUACACUUCAAACACUCAUUUUCAGCAUCACCAUCGGCGUCAUCUCCACGCUCAAUAUUACGACUGCUGUUGACCAGCAUCUUUGUUCUUCCUUCCAGUCACUCCUUCACACCUAAACC
This is a messenger RNA of Paraphaeosphaeria sporulosa, 784 nucleotides long. RefSeq lists its product as uncharacterized. Lineage: Eukaryota; Fungi; Ascomycota; Dothideomycetes; Pleosporales; Didymosphaeriaceae. The coding region runs from base 301 to 738 and encodes 145 amino acids. The transcript has a single exon. The record is from RefSeq and is a predicted model, not a curated record.